GCGAGAGCCAUGACUUCCGGUUCCGGUUGGAAGUGUGGACUUUUAACAACAAUGGUCGAUCAGUCUCCGUGGAAAUUUGGUUUCGUUAGUUUUCAGUAAAGGUAUAAGUUUGGUUAUGGUGAAUCCUGUAUUGUGUAGUGUAUUUCACCUCGUAUUAACCGCAGGUCGUAGUAAUAAUUUACUGUAGCUGUUAUUAGUUGCAAUAGAAGCGGGGGAUGUUUUGAAGUGCUAGCUGGCGGCACAGUUAACCUACCAAGUUAUCAAGUAAACCUACAUCUCUCUCCGAGACAAGGAAAGGAAAAGCCUCGUUAAUGUAGAGUGGCAAUGUAUGGCUAGUUAGCUACAUUUGAAUAAAACGACAAACGUGUUGUUGUAUUUGCGUGCUUGCUAGUUAGCCAAAUGACGUGAGGCAGAUAAUGGAAGAAGAUGGGAAAGUUUCUGCGUGUUCGGCAGCUGAAGAUGCUUCUACCAAAGAAGAAAUAUGGUGCUUAAAAAGAGUCGGGAAGACUUCAGAUUGGCUUCGCCUAUUCGAGGAUACGGAGGUGACACUCGGACGAGCCUUGAAUGUGACCUAUCAGCUGCUAUCCUUAUCCUGCCCCUUAAUGAUAUCUAGACAACACUGCGUCUUCAAGCAAAAUGAAUAUGGGCAGUGGACGGUAACGGACAAAAAGAGCCUGAACGGGGUGUGGGUGAACGGCACGCGCAUCGGUGCGGAGCAGCCCUGGUCCCUGAGCGCGGGGGACUCUGUCCGGCUGGGCGUUCCCGUGGAGGGGGUGCAGGUGGAGUUUGAGUACGUGCUGGUGCGGGACGUCCUGCAGGCGGUCAGGGCCUUCCUGCUCCCUCCCCGCUCCGGGGGCGGGGCCACGGCCAUGCGCCGGGCCAAGAGGAGCAAGCGCAAGCUGGAGGGGGCGGAGCCUGAGUCUGAGUCGCGCGCCAAGCUUUUCCGCUGUGACACCGAGGGCGUGCCCGGGACCCAGCCGUGCCCCGCCUCCCAAACGCCACUUCAGCCUGGAGAGGCCCCGGGCCCCAGUGUGGCCCCCAAGAGCCCCGGUGUGGCCCCCGAGAGCCCCGGUGUGGCCCCCCAGAGCCCCCGCAGCGAUCUGAGCCCCGCCCGCUCCCAUCGCCAUGGCGACAGGGACCGCCAGGCACACGGACGGCAGCAGGCUGGCAGUCUGCCGGAUCCUCUCCGCUGCGAGGAGGUUGAGAAAACCCAGCAGGAAGAGGAGGAGCUGAAGAAGAGGCUGGAGGAAGCACUGCUGGAGCGAAGAAAAGUUAUGGAGGAACUCAAGUGUUCUCGGCAGGGCUUCGAAGAGAUCCUCCAAGCCAAAGACAAGGAGCUGGAGGUGACCAAGGAGGAGAAGGAGCAGGCUCGGGCGCAGAAGGACGAGGUGAUGAUUCAGAUGACGGAUGUUUUGGAAAACGAGCUGCAGUGUAUCAUCUGCUCUGAGCUCUUCAUUGAGGCGGUCACGCUGAGCUGCGCGCACAGCUUCUGCCUGCACUGCAUCGGGGCGUGGCGGAGGCGCAGCGGGGCGUGUCCCAUCUGCAGACAGGAUAUCCUGUCUCAGACGCGCUCGCUGGUGCUGGACAACUGCAUCGACCGCAUGGUGGAGAGCCUGAGCGUCGAGCUCAAGCAGCGCCGCCUCGCCCUCAUCGCCGAGCGCAAAGGGCUGCCGGAGCUGAGGUCGGUGGUGCUCAUCACAGACAGCAGCAGUGAGGGCAGUGUUCUGGAGCUGGCCGACACCUUCGAUGAGAGCGAGCUUUUCUCCGACAGCCAAUCCCUGAGCCUGUGGUCUGACGACACCUUCAGCAGUGAUGAAGGCACCUCCUCCUCAUCCUCCAGCGACGACGACGCGUAGGCCUGUGGGCCCCACACACCACUACUCUGGACACGGCCCCUCCCCCCAGCUGUUUCCUCCGCCUCCACGUUCACAAUAUUUACUUUACAUGUCCUUUGGUUGUAUAUUUUUGUUUUGUUAUUUUUGAAUAAAGUAACCUCAAGAACUUACAGAUUA
Messenger RNA from Conger conger (European conger), 2012 nucleotides. RefSeq names its product ring finger protein 8, E3 ubiquitin protein ligase (gene rnf8). Gene Ontology annotation, biological process: protein K48-linked ubiquitination; ubiquitin-dependent protein catabolic process; double-strand break repair. The coding region runs from base 417 to 1856 and encodes 479 amino acids. The transcript is spliced from 8 exons. The record is from RefSeq and is a predicted model, not a curated record. NCBI's taxonomy places the organism in Eukaryota, Metazoa, Chordata, Actinopteri, Anguilliformes, Congridae. Gene Ontology annotation, molecular function: ubiquitin protein ligase activity; histone binding. Gene Ontology annotation, cellular component: site of double-strand break; nucleus; cytosol.